Molecule: messenger RNA, 1660 nt
Organism: Suillus bovinus
Lineage: Eukaryota; Fungi; Basidiomycota; Agaricomycetes; Boletales; Suillaceae
Exons: 8
Coding region: 153-1463 (436 amino acids)
Biological process (GO): tricarboxylic acid cycle
Cellular component (GO): oxoglutarate dehydrogenase complex
Molecular function (GO): dihydrolipoyllysine-residue succinyltransferase activity
Source: RefSeq, a predicted model, not a curated record
CAACCUACUUAUGGUAAUAAGCGAACUGUCAUCGCCCGCAAGUGUCUACCCAAUUUGUUCCGUACUCAUUGUCCAGCACGGCACAUUGCAGAAGUGUUCUGCCUCUAUUAUUUAAUCUCUACGUGUUUUCUACUGUCUCUUGACUUGUAGAAAUGCUAUCGAAACGAGUAAUCGCAGCCGCUCGCAGUCGUGCAUUUUUCGCUCCCAGAAGUGCUCAAUACACUGCUGUAUCGUUGUCGAAAGGAUGGAAAGUCGCCGACUACAUCAGACGCGCACAGCUCCAUUCCAAGACCGUAAAGGUCCCACAGAUGGCCGAGUCUAUCUCCGAGGGCACACUACGAUCAUGGUCAAAACAGGUUGGGGAUACCGUCGAGGCUGAUGAGGAGGUUGCAACCAUUGAGACGGAUAAGAUUGACGUCAGUGUCAAUGCGCCUACAGCAGGGAAGAUUGUGGAGUUGCUUGCAAAGGAGGAAGACACUGUUAAUGUUGGCCAGGACCUCUUCAUAAUUGAACCUGUCGAAGGCGGCGUAUCUGCUGCUUCAACUCCUGAGGAGCAGAAGACAGAUCCUGAAGAACCUAAGGACCAGCAACUGAACAAGACGAUACCAGAGUCGCCUGCACCAUCAACUGCCGACAAGCAGAGUGGCGGCAUCCCUCCAGACGGACCCAAGGAGUCUAAGAAGGAGGUAAAGAAACAGGAUUCGAAACCAAAGGAGGACAAGUCGAAACCACCACCUCCUGCGCCAAAGGCCCCCGGCAAUCGAGGCGAGACAAGAGUCAAGAUGAACCGUAUGCGCCUGCGCAUUGCCGAGCGUUUGAAGGAAUCGCAAAACGCUGCCGCUUCGCUCACGACCUUUAAUGAGAUUGACAUGUCCUCUCUCAUAGAGAUGCGGAAGAAGUACAAGGACGAAGUGCUCAAAGAACAUGAUGUAAAACUCGGCUUUAUGAGCGCGUUUGCUCAUGCGUGCACUCUGGCCCUCAAGGAGAUUCCUGCUGCAAAUGCGUCUAUCGAGGGCGACGAGAUUGUCUACCAUGAUUUUGUUGACCUGAGUGUUGCUGUCGCGACGCCCAAGGGCUUGGUCACCCCGGUGGUGAGGAAUGCUGAGAGCAUGGGCUUUGUUGGGAUCGAGAAGGAAAUUGCUGCCCUCGGAACCAAGGCCAGAGAUGGUAAAUUGAGUCUCGAGGACAUGGCAGGAGGCACCUUCACCAUUUCCAAUGGUGGUGUCUUUGGCUCGUUGUACGGAACGCCCAUCAUCAACCUGCCACAGUCUGCUGUGCUCGGCAUGCACGCAAUCAAGGACAAACCUGUCGUUGUAAACGGCCAGAUCGUCAUCCGACCCAUCAUGGUCGUCGCUCUCACCUAUGACCACAGACUACUCGAUGGUCGGGAGGCAGUCACAUUCCUAGUGAAGGUCCGCGACUAUAUCGAAGACCCUCGGAAAAUGCUUCUUGCAUCGAGCUGAUCUUGUCUUGGCGAUUGUUUCAUGUUUUUAUUUAUUCCAUCCGUGAUGUAUUUACAUUGAACACCAGGCCAUAAUUGGACCCUACCACACUAAUAUUUCGGCCUCUGUAAGAGGCUGAGAUGAGACUCUGAUAAUUUGCAGAAAGUCAAAGAGUGAUGUGCCUCUGUUAAUUCUCUUAUAUUUCUGCACUCGCUCGU